Ananas comosus (pineapple) is the source of this 602-nucleotide messenger RNA. Its product is annotated as putative F-box protein At4g22420. Bases 141 to 602 code for a protein of 153 amino acids. The transcript is spliced from 2 exons. The record is from RefSeq and is a predicted model, not a curated record. Lineage: Eukaryota; Viridiplantae; Streptophyta; Magnoliopsida; Poales; Bromeliaceae.
AAUUCCUGUCCGUUUCGCUCCUCUUCCCUCUCCGUCUCUCGCUUUCCUCGUCUCACUCCUCUUCCCCCUCCCUCUCUCUAUCUUCUCCCAAAACCACUCGAAGCUAGGGUUUCGGCGAAGUGAUCUCGCUCACCGCAGCUAUGGAGGAGGCCCCGAGGAAGAGGAAGCCGGAGGAGGAGUCCUCCCCUGAAGAGGAUGAAUCGCCUCUCGCAUCGGAGCCGAAGAGGCGGCGGAUCUCCGGCGACGGAGGCGGAGGAGGAGGGGAGGCGGCGGAGAAGGGGAACGGGGGGUCGCUUCUAGGGCUGGCGGAUUAUAAGGAUGAUGAGGAUGAAGAAGAGGGAGAGGAGAGGGAGAGGGAGCCGAAUGGUCGGCGGAGGGGGGAGGAGGAGGAGGAGGAGGAGGAGGAGGAUAGAGGUCGAGCUGAUGAGGAGGAGGAAGACGAAGAGGAAGAGGAAGAUGAUGAGCCGCGGGUGGCGCCGGCGAGGAGGCAGAGGCAUGUGGAGGUGCGGAGGGAUUGCCCUUACCUAGACACUGUUAAUCGCCAGAAUGUUGAACUACGCUUCCUACUAAAGAAUUCCAAUAAACAACAUGGAAUGUGUUGA